AGCCGUAUCUCUUUGAUCUAAUUCCAGGACUGACAGCCGCCCAACUACGAGUUGCCAUCUCUCCACGCCGCGAAACUCCCAACUAUGGGUGUUAAACAGGGCUCAAAAGGUGGCCACGAAGCCACCUUACCACUCGAGAGCCAUGGAGCGGAAAAGACCGUCGACAACGAGCCGGGAGAGAGUCCUAAGAAACAGACAGCCUUUCAAGCCUACGUGAGAGUAUUCUCGUACAGCACGGCCACGGACAAAGCACUGCUGGGUAUUUCUCUCGUCGCAGCACUUGGCUCGGGUGUAGCUGUUGCCAUGCUAAACCUGGUUAUGGGCGAUUUCCUCACUGUGAUGGGCGACUUUUCCCGCGGAGGUUUCGAGAUCAGUAAUUCCUUGACUCUGUUAUACUUCGUUUACCUGGGCAUCGCGAGGCUCUUCCUGAUCUACAUCUUCAGCGUCCUUUCGAGCAUCUCCGCCUACCGCAUCACGCGCAACAUUCGCCCGUCAUAUUUGCGCGCGGCCUUGAGCCAAGAAAUCGCCUUUUUCGAUGAGGGCGAGGGCGGUGCCAUUGCGGCCCAAGCAACGUCGAACGGAGCCUUGAUACAGGCAGGCAUCGCGGAGAAGCUAGGACAAGUCUUCCAGACUAUCGCUACUUUCAUCGGAUGCUUUGUUAUUGCUUUCGUGGUUCACGCGAAGCUGACUGCCAUUAUCAUCUGCAUUGUCCCUACGAUUGUCAUUGUCGUGGGCGUCACGUCCGCGCUUGACACGGGCAUUGAGAGUCAGAUAUUAAAUGUCCACGCACAGGCAGGCUCAUAUACCGAAGGUGUGCUGGGCAGUGUACGGACGGUAAAGGCAUUCGGGCUGCGGCCUAGACUUGUUGAAACCUUCGACAAGUACCUCUUCAACGCUCUACAUCUUGGUUUAAAGAAGAAUAUCCUGUAUGGCAUAAUGGUUGCCGUCCAAUACUUUACAACGUACGCUGGAAUGGGGUUGGCAUUUUGGCAGGGCAUCAACAUGUAUGCCAAAGGUGAAGUCGAUAGCAUCGGCACCGUCUUUACUGUCCUGAUGUCUGUCAUCAUCGCUUCAACCAUGCUUAGUGCAAUUGCCCCCAACAUUAUGGCUUUCACUCGCGCAGCAACUGCAGCUUCUCAACUCUUCUCUCUGAUAGAUCGAGAGUCCAAGAUCAACCCAUUCGAUGUUGGUGGAGGUGCACCUGAAAACGUGACUGGCGCAGUGGAGUUGCAGGGAGUCAACUUCACGUAUCCUACCCGACCAGGUACAAAAGUCCUCGACGACUUUUCCCUGCAUAUACCCGCCGGAAAGGUCACGGCUUUGGUUGGCGCCAGUGGAUCAGGAAAGAGCACAGUCGUUGGCCUCUUAGAACGGUGGUACAAUCCCAACAGCGGGUCGAUUACGCUGGACGGGGUUCCGAUUGAGAAACUGAACCUGCGCUGGCUUCGAACCAAUGUGCGACUAGUUCAGCAGGAACCCGUGUUGUUCAAUGGUACUGUAUUCGACAACAUCUCGAACGGCCUCGUUGGCACCAAAUGGGAAAAUGCUCCGCGAGAGAAACAGUUAGAGCUCGUUCAAUCAGCCGCCGGAGUCGCUUUUGCCCACCAGUUCAUCAUGAAACUGCCGCAAGGCUAUGAUACGAGAAUCGGCGAAAGAGGAGGUCUGCUCUCUGGCGGGCAGAAGCAACGUAUAGCUAUCGCACGGAGUGUUGUUUCGUCACCCAAAGUUCUACUUAUGGAUGAGGCCACGAGUGCUCUGGAUCCCCAUGCCGAAGGCGUCGUCCAACAAGCUCUGGACAGAGUGUCAAGGGACUGCACCACCAUCGUCAUUGCACACAAACUCGCGACCAUCAAGCAUGCUGAUAACAUUGUUGUCAUGUCCAAGGGCUCCAUCGUGGAGCAGGGAACGCACCAGUCGCUUCUUGCCAUCGAUGGAGCCUAUGCCCAGUUAGUGAAGGCGCAGGAUCUAUCAUUCACGUCCGCCAAAGAGAACAAUGACAUCAGUCUUGACUCUCAAUCUGACGAGGAGGAAUUGGACGACGAUUCGGUGGCCAAAAUCUUGAUCAGGCACAACACAUCUGAUCAACAUAGACUUGAAGCUUUGAGUUCUCGCGAUGACUACGAUAACCACAAGCCUUUUGGAGUUCUUUCUGCAAUUUUUCAUGUUGUCAAGGCGACUCCUGAGCUCAGAUUCCAUUUCUUGGUUCUUCUCAUUGCAAGCAUCCUCGCAGCUGGACUAUUCCCCGGCCAGGCGCUGCUUCUAGGACACGUGAUGGACGUCUUCAACUACACAGGUUCACGAAUGGUAUCCAAGGGCAAUUUCUUCGCUCUGAUGUUUUUCAUCAUGAGUAUUGGCACUGCAAUAGUCUACUGCAUCAUCGGUUAUAUGGGUAACACCGUCGCUCAGACACUGAGCCGAAAAUUCCGAAGAGAAAUAUUCGAUAGCAUCCUACGCCAGGACGUCCAGUUCUUCGACAGAGAAGAGAAUACCGUCGGUGCGCUCGCGAGCCGUCUGGAAUCAUACCCCCAGGCCAUCCUCGAUCUCAUGGGCAUCAACAUUGUUGUCGUACUUGUGUGUGUACUCAGUGUUCUGGGCUGUAGUAUCAUGGGAAUAGCCAUCUCCUGGAAGCUCGGCCUUGUCGGUGUUUUUGCUGGUGUUCCACCGAUGGUGAUGGGAGGCUUCAUCCGUUUGCGCAUUGAUGCCAAGCUGGACCGCGAUAAUUCGAAACGUUUCUCAACGAGCGCCGCUAUUGCUAGCGAGGCUGUUUUGGCGAUUCGCACGGUUUCCUCCCUUGCGAUCGAAGAACACAUCUUGUCGAGCUAUAUGGACCAACUAGACAAAGCAGUCAGCGAAUCUACACUUCCACUUGCGCAUGCGAUGGUAUGGAAUGCGCUGGCACAGAGUGUCGACUACUUUAUCUUAGCUCUUAGUUUUUGGUGGGGUUCAACAUUAUCUUCCCGUGGCGAGGUCACAUUCUACCAGUUUAUUGUUUCUUUUAUGGGCAUAUUCUUGGCAGGGCAGUCAGCAGGGCAGCUUUUUAGCUUUGCGAGCAACCUCACAAAGGGAACAAGUGCCGCGAACUACCUUUUCUGGCUCAAGGGGCUCCAGCCGCUGAUAACUGAGACUCCGGAGAACAGCGAGGCUGGUCCAAAACAUGGGGCUGAGGGAAUUGCCUUUGAUGCUGUGAAAUUCUGCUAUCCCCUUCGCCGUGACCAACCCGUCCUUCGAGGAAUAAAUUUGAAUAUUGAAGCAGGAGAGUUUGUAGCUUUCGUUGGCGCCUCGGGAUGCGGCAAGUCUACCAUGAUCGCUCUAGCAGAACGCUAUUAUGAUCCCACAAGCGGAGCCAUCCGCAUUGACGGCGACCCGUUGUCAAAUCUCAACCCACACCUAUAUCGAAACCAGCUUGCUCUCGUUCAGCAAGAGCCUAUGCUCUAUCCAGGCAGCAUCUAUGAGAACAUCUCACUUGGCCUUCCCGGAGCGCAAGCUACAGAUGCCCAGAUUGCGGCCGCAUGCCGGAACGCUAAUAUCUGGGAUUUCAUCUGCUCACUACCAGAAGGCUUACAAACACCAUGCGGUACUUCUGGCAGCAAGCUAUCCAGUGGACAGCGGCAGCGCUUAGCUAUUGCGCGUGCUCUUAUCAGAGAUCCCAAAGUCCUCCUCCUUGACGAGGCAACCAGCGCUCUAGACACGGACAGUGAACGGGUGGUUCAGACCGCACUCAGCACCGCGGCGAAGAGUCGCCAGAGGAUCACAAUUGCCGUUGCGCACCGAUUAAGCACUAUCAAAGAUGCCGAUCGGAUAUACGUGUUCUAUGGCGGCAAGAUUUCAGAGUCUGGAACUCACGGUGAGCUUAUUGCGUUAGGCGGAAUGUACAAACGCAUGUAUGAGGCGCAGAGUCUUGACAAAGCAGUAUGAAUAAUUUUGGCUGUGGAGAAAGAGCCUCUGGCUCUCUCAAUAAUUAACUGCCGUGGG
Molecule: messenger RNA, 3972 nt
Organism: Ilyonectria robusta
Lineage: Eukaryota; Fungi; Ascomycota; Sordariomycetes; Hypocreales; Nectriaceae
Product: P-loop containing nucleoside triphosphate hydrolase protein
Exons: 11
Coding region: 85-3915 (1276 amino acids)
Biological process (GO): transmembrane transport
Cellular component (GO): membrane
Molecular function (GO): ATP binding; ABC-type transporter activity; ATP hydrolysis activity
Source: RefSeq, a predicted model, not a curated record